Molecule: messenger RNA, 1436 nt
Organism: Echinops telfairi (small Madagascar hedgehog)
Lineage: Eukaryota; Metazoa; Chordata; Mammalia; Afrosoricida; Tenrecidae
Gene: DYNC1LI1
Product: dynein cytoplasmic 1 light intermediate chain 1
Exons: 12
Coding region: 32-1390 (452 amino acids)
Biological process (GO): microtubule-based movement; microtubule cytoskeleton organization
Cellular component (GO): cytoplasmic dynein complex; centrosome
Molecular function (GO): dynein heavy chain binding
Source: RefSeq, a predicted model, not a curated record
ACAUAGGAGUAGACCGGUGAAUGAGCGCUACAUGAAAAGCGGUGAAGAUGGAGCUGGAAAAACAAGCUUAAUAAGAAAAAUUCAGGGAAUCGAGGAGUACAAGAAAGGAAGAGGACUGGAGUAUUUGUAUUUAAAUGUACACGACGAAGACCGGGAUGAUCAGACAAGAUGCAAUGUGUGGAUCUUAGACGGAGAUCUGUAUCACAAAGGCCUCCUCAAGUUUUCGCUGGAAGCCAUUUCUCUGAAGGACACUCUGGUGAUGCUGGCUGUUGAUCUGUCAAAGCCUUGGACUGCUUUGGAUUCUUUACAGAAAUGGGCAAGUGUUGUUAGAGAGCAUAUUGACAAAUUGAAAAUUCCUCCUGAAGAAAUGAAAGAAAUGGAACAAAAGUUGAUUAGAGACUUCCAAGAAUACGUAGAGCCAGGAGAAGAUUUCCCGGCUUCUCCUCAGAGAAGAAAUACUGCGUCACAGGAGGACAAAGAUGACAGUGUGGUUUUACCUCUGGGUGCGGAUACGCUUACACAUAACUUGGGCAUUCCAGUACUAGUAGUUUGCACAAAGUGUGAUGCCAUUAGUGUAUUGGAGAAAGAACAUGACUACAGAGAUGAGCAUUUUGACUUCAUUCAGUCACAUAUCCGGAAGUUUUGUUUACAGUAUGGUGCAGCACUUAUUUACACUUCAGUAAAAGAAAACAAAAAUAUAGAUUUAGUAUAUAAAUAUAUUGUUCAGAAACUCUAUGGAUUUCCGUAUAAGAUUCCUGCUGUUGUUGUGGAAAAAGAUGCAGUAUUUAUUCCAGCAGGUUGGGAUAAUGAUAAGAAAAUAGGAAUAUUACAUGAAAAUUUUCAGACAUUGAAAGCAGAAGAUAAUUUUGAAGACAUCAUAACUAAGCCCCCUGUCCGAAAGUUUGUGCAUGAGAAGGAAAUCGUAGCUGAAGAUGACCAAGUGUUUCUUAUGAAGCUACAGUCCCUUUUAGCAAAACAACCACCAACUGCAGCUGGAAGACCUGUGGAUGCCUCACCAAGAGUUCCAGGAGGCUCCCCUCGAACACCAAAUCGAUCCGUGUCAUCCAAUGUUGCCAGCGUGUCACCUAUCCCUGCUGGCUCAAAAAAAAUUGAUCCAAACAUGAAAGCUGGAGCCACAAGUGAAGGUGUCCUGGCAAAUUUCUUCAAUAGUUUGCUGAGUAAGAAAACCGGAUCCCCGGGAGGCCCGGGUGGUGGUAGUCCUGGAGGCGGGGCUGCAAGUGGAAGCAGUGGUCUACCACCGUCCACCAAAAAAUCAGGUCAGAAGCCUGUCCUAUCAGAUGUUCACGCAGAAUUAGACAGAAUUGCACGGAAACCAGUUACUGUUUCUCCUACAACACCUACGUCUCCUACGGAAGGAGAAGCUUCUUGAAGAUACCAAAUAAAGCCAUUUAUUCACUUUUCUGGGAUAAUGUAAA